Molecule: messenger RNA, 453 nt
Organism: Westerdykella ornata
Lineage: Eukaryota; Fungi; Ascomycota; Dothideomycetes; Pleosporales; Sporormiaceae
Exons: 1
Coding region: 28-261 (77 amino acids)
Source: RefSeq, a predicted model, not a curated record
CGAAAUAUCUCUGUAACAAUCUUCAACAUGUCCACCCUGGUAACAUCGAUAAUACCAGCUGCAACUACAGCACAGACUGUUUCCGCAACUGCACAAGCAUUUCGCAACGCGAAUGGCUCACCUAUCGUCAAUCUCACGGUCGGCAACUAUAUCACUAUUGUUGCCGUAAUUCUGUUUGGUGUCGGGCUUGGGCUAUUUAUUUGGUGGUACUGCGGGAAGAAAAGAGUGGACGCAAGAAACAAAGCGAAAGGUGUGGCAUGAAGACGAGCAAACGGCCUGAGCGAACACCCACCCUACGAUCCGGAGGAAGGACAUAGUCGCUCGGAGAAGAUAGCCCGAAGAAUGUCAAGUGGUAUAAGAAUCAUGUCCGAAGCAUGACGGCGAAGAGGGGCAAGGGGCGAUGAGAGGACUCCCGAAUUUAGACUUCCAGAAAGCCGGGGAACCAUACCGAAG